AUCACCAGUGUCUUGAUCGUGGUGAACCCUCCGGGCGGCUCGCUGGCUGUUCCGUCGUCGAAGAAUACUCCGACGAGCACGGCGUUGGCAAGCUUCGUCAGCGGCGAGUGGAAGGAGGGCGGCCCUGGCACCGUGCUGCAGGUCCAGGUUCCCCAGCCGAAGAUCCAGCCCAUCGACACCCACCUCAAGGUGGCGAAGAUCGACGGUCGCCUUCCGAUCGCCUAUCCGGCCGGCAACAAGUCGCUGAUCUAUGUCUUCGGGUACAAUGCCCAGGAAGCCGGUGACUCCUUGGACGACACCACGGUUCAGGACCUGCGGUCCCUGGGCUACGAGGGUGGCACGAAGACCCGAGCUGCGGUGGCUGGCACCAUGCAGGACUUGCUGGAUGCGGCCACCAAGAUCAAGAUGGCCAAGCGGGUGAUCAGAGCAGAGAUCCGGAAGGCUGCGGAGCGGCGUGUCAAGCCUUGCCCGCACUGCGGCCAGGUCAACCAGCCGCCGGCCAAGAAGCCCAAGCACAACCCGGCGGCGUCGCCUCAGAAGGCGAAGAAAUGA
This is a messenger RNA of Symbiodinium sp. CCMP2456, 552 nucleotides long. The record is from the annotation of a GenBank genome assembly. NCBI's taxonomy places the organism in Eukaryota, Dinophyceae, Suessiales, Symbiodiniaceae.